This is a messenger RNA of Drosophila gunungcola (fruit fly), 1580 nucleotides long. RefSeq names its product cystein proteinase inhibitor protein salarin. Lineage: Eukaryota; Metazoa; Arthropoda; Insecta; Diptera; Drosophilidae. The coding region runs from base 23 to 979 and encodes 318 amino acids. The record is from RefSeq and is a predicted model, not a curated record. The transcript is spliced from 4 exons.
CAGUACGAGAAAAGUUUUUGAGAUGGGCUCAGCUCUUCUUAACGCUGGCGUCCCACUGUUCCUGAUUUUGAUGGGCGUGGCUUGGGGCCUACCCACAAUAACACCCAAAAUUGAAUCGGGAACAGAGGCGAAUAGCCCCAUUGAAACCACAGCUCCACCAGGCGGAUCAGAAGUGGAGAGUCAAUGCCACUCUGCUUGGCAAAAGUUCUUGAUCGAUUUUGAUGUGCAUUACGAGAGCGAACCCGUAGCGAAGAAACGUCGCAAUAUCUUCUGCGAGAAUUGGCAAAAGAUUCAGAAUCACAACUUACUAUAUGAAUCGGGAGUCGAGUCCUUCAAGAAGGGUAUAAAUCAGUUUAGUGAUCUUACCUUUGAGGAGUGGAAGCAAAAACAACAACCUCGUCCCAAGGUUGAAGCCACUAAAGAAGCAUCUAAGGAUGAGAUAGAUAAAACAAAAUGCCUGGCUGCCUGGAACAAGUUCUUGAUUGACUUUGGAGCAAAAUAUCAAGAUGAUGGUGAAACUGAGAAACGUCAUAGAAUUUUCUGCGAUAAUUGGCGAAAGAUUCAAGAUCACAACUUACAAUACGAAUCGGGAGUAGAGUCUUUCAAAAAGAGUAUAAAUCAGUUUAGUGAUCUAACCUUCGAAGAGUGGAAAGAGAAACAACGACCUAUUGUUGCCUCAGAGUUUUCUAAGCUUGAAAACACUACCAAAGAUGAUCAAGACACCGUUAAAUGUCAGGCUGCCUGGAAGAAGUUUUUGAUUGACUUUGAAGCAAAAUAUAAAGAUCAAGCUGAAACCGAGAAACGUCGCAUCAUUUUCUGCGAUAAUUGGCAAAAGAUUCAGAAACACAACUUACAAUACGAAUCGGGUGUUGAGUCUUUUCAGAUGGGUAUAAAUCAUUUUAGUGAUCUAACUUUUGAAGAGUGGAAGCUGAAACAAAGCCAGAGCUUACAAAGGAAAAUUUCAAACCCAAAUAAUUAAACUGGAUAGAGAAUAAUGGAAUAAACUACUGAAGUGUUAGGGGAAACUAAAAUAACUCCAUAAACAUUCCAGUCUCAUAUUAAACCUUCCCCAUAUUUAAAAAUAUACGUGUAUACCAGGCAACAAACACUCCUCAGAUUUUCAGGUUGGUUUUUAAAAAUAUUUAUUUAUAUUUAUUUGAGGGAUUUCCAGUUGAGAAUCUUGUUUGAGGAGUUUCUCUGUUACAAUAGUGUUCGCAAAUGUUCAAGCCGAUUUUGGGCUGGGUUCGCUAUUCUUUUCGAUCUUAAUUUUUGAAAUGAGUAAAUUUGGUUUUUUGUUUCUUUGCCUACCAUUUUAACGCACACAAAUUCUACAUGAUUAAUUUAUACUUGUAUAUUUGCUGAGAUCCCUAUCUCCUUGUUGCAUUUAACAGGCCGUUUCGUAUUACACGUACAAUCCGUAAAUAUAUAUAAUAUAUAUGUAUGUAUAUAGUUUUUAAUUUAACAAAUACAUUUUUAGGUUAUCGCAAGUUGCUGCACUAAGUGAACAUUUAUGUAAUCAAUAUGUUUACAUUCAUUGAUAUUUGAGUAUAUUAAAGGGGCCAUUACACCCAGUUUUUCUA